This is a messenger RNA of Hansenula anomala, 4272 nucleotides long. It is a transcript of the gene MET5, whose product is annotated as sulfite reductase (NADPH) subunit beta. Gene Ontology annotation, biological process: sulfate assimilation. The record is from RefSeq and is a predicted model, not a curated record. Gene Ontology annotation, molecular function: heme binding; FMN binding; sulfite reductase (ferredoxin) activity. NCBI's taxonomy places the organism in Eukaryota, Fungi, Ascomycota, Saccharomycetes, Phaffomycetales, Wickerhamomycetaceae. The transcript has a single exon. Gene Ontology annotation, cellular component: sulfite reductase complex (NADPH). The coding region runs from base 1 to 4272 and encodes 1423 amino acids.
AUGGUUCUAGAGGAUUUUUACUCCUACGUUUCAGCCAACGCUGGUGCUGGUGAAUUUGUUGUCUACUCAACAUUGGAAUCAAAAUCUCAAAAAACAAUCAUACCUUCUGAUCAUGUUCUUUUAAACUUUUCAGAUCCAUUCCAAUCCAUAAUAGAGUCUCAAGAAUCUCAAGAAUCUGCUAGUAUCAUCUUCACAAAUGAUCAAACUGUUUUGAAAGCUUUACCUCAUCUUCAAUCACUAAGGAAUAAUACCAUCAUCAAUAUUGCAUUAUCAAAUUACCAAUCUGUUAUUGCUUUGAAAGAUUUAAACUUUACUACUUUGAUCUCUUCCACAAAGGAAGAUGUUUUAAAUGCUUUAACUUUAUCACAUAUCUUGGUUAAUUCAACAAACUCUCCAAUAUUACAUUUCAUCAACGAAAGUUUGGUUGAACAAUCUCCAAAUGUGAAAAUCUCCAAAUCAUUAUCCAAAAUCUUGGAAACUCAAGCUACUGAUCUAGUUGAUGGUUUAAAUAUUUUGAACUCAAAUGGAAUGAAAUAUAAUUAUGUUGAUUUUUCCAAAGGUUCUAGAAAUUCCAAAGUUGCAUUGGUUAAUUUAGGUUCUCACUAUAAUGACUUGAAGUCAAGCGGAUUACCAACAAUUAAUAUUAAAAUAUUCAAACCUUUUGAAAUUUCUCAAAUCUUGGGAAACUUGACCAGUUCAGUGGAAGCUAUUGCUAUUUUAGAAGAUUCAAAUUCAAAACCUUUGACCAAAUUUUCACCUUUACUAUUGGAAUUUUUCCAAGAUCCAACAUAUUUGGUUGAUAAUGGUAUUUUGAAGAUUACUUCAUCAUCAAUUGGUGAUUAUGAUGAUGAUUUCAAUAAAUUGGCUCAAAUUGUCACUUCUAAUUUAUCAUUAGAUUAUCCAAUUCAGAACUUAUAUUUUGGUAAUGAGUCUCAAAUCGAACUGUCUGAUAUCAAAGUUAAUGAAAUUGAAAAGAUCAGUAAGUUAGAAUCAAGUUACCUAACAAUUCUUGAUCAAGUAUUUGGCUCAAACUUGAAAAUUUAUAAUCAAUUCAAUUCUGAAAACAUUAAUGCAUCAUCACCAGAGUUUGGAUUUGGUUCUUACAUUUAUUUGAAUGAACAAAAACAAAAACUGAUUAAGUUGAUUCAUGCUUCAUUAGAUACACCAGAUGAGAAAUUCCAAACUCCAAAGUUGAAUGAAUUGGUUGAGAAAUUAUCCAAAUGGUUGGUCUAUCAUCGUGAAUUGGAAGGAUUAUCUCAAGAUAAAAUCAAUACUUAUAAUCAAUUAUCUAUUGAAAUCAUCAAACUUUUGAAAGAGGAUGAUUCAGAAACCUCUAAAAACUUGUUAUCUUUGGAAAAUUCAUUUUUUAUCAAUUCAAAUUGGUUAAUUGGUUCAGAUUCUUGGGCUUAUGAUUUAGGUACUUCAGGUAUUCAUCAUGUUUUGGAAUCAAAUGAGAAUAUAAAUGUCUUGGUUAUCGAUAAUGAACCUUAUUCAACUAAAACUACAAAAACCAAGUCUUUAAGAAAGAAAGAUAUUGGUUUAUAUGCUAUGAAUUAUGGAAAUGCUUAUGUUGGUUCCAUUGCUAUCUAUUCUUCAUACACUCAAAUGUUGACAACUUUAAUUGAAGCUGCUCAAUUCCAAGGUCCAUCAAUAAUUUUAGCUUAUUUGCCAUUGAAGAAUGAGUUUGACACUCCAUUAGAUAUCUUGACAAAUACCAAAAACUCUGUUGAAUCUGGUUUCAUUCCAUUAUAUCGUUAUAAUCCAUUCUUGGAUUCAAAAGAUUCUUUCAAAUUAGAUUCAACUGUUAUUAAAGAACAGUUAAAGAAUUUCUUGGAUCGUGAAAAUAAGUUGACUCUAUUGAGUGCCAAAAAUCCACAAUUUGCUAGAUCUUUAAAACAAUCUUCAACUUCAAUUAUCAAACAAAAACAAGAUAAGAAAGCCCAACAAGCUUAUGAUCAAUUAUUGGAAGGUUUAUCAGGACCUCCAAUUUCAAUCUAUUUUGCAUCUGAUGGUGGUAACGCUGAAAAUGUUGCAAAGAAAUUGGGUAAAAGAGCUUCUGCAAGAGGUUUUAAAUCAACUGUUUUGUCAAUGGAUGAUAUUAUUUUAGAAGAUUUAGUCACUGAAGAAUUAAUUUUGUUUAUUACUUCAACUUCUGGUCAAGGUGAAUUUCCACAAAAUGGUAAAAAUUUUUGGGAUUCAAUUAAAAAUUCUGGUGAUUUAGAUUUAGAAUUUAGUAAAAUAUCAGUUUUUGGGUUGGGUGAUUCUGAAUAUUGGCCAAGGGCUCAAGAUAAACAUUACUAUAACAAACCUGCUAAAGAUUUACAUUCAAGAUUAUUAUUUUUAAAUGCUAAAGAAUUGAUUCCUUUAGGACUUGGUGAUGAUCAAGAUGCGGAUGGAUUCCAAACUGGUUACAAAGAAUGGGAAUCUCAAUUGUGGAAGGCUUUAGGUGUUGAUGAUAUUAAAACCGCAGAUGAACCACCUCCAAUUACUAAUGAAGAUAUCAAGAUUGCUUCAGAUUUCUUAAGAGGUACAAUUGCAGAUGGCUUGAAAGAUGAAUCAACUGGUGCUAUUGCUUCUUCAGAUCAACAAUUGACCAAGUUCCACGGUAUUUAUAUGCAGGAUGAUCGUGAUUUAAGAGAUUCUAGAAAAGCUGCUGGCUUGGAACCUUUCUAUAUCUUUAUGGCUAGAGUUAGAUUGCCAGGUGGUAUUACAACCCCUGAUCAAUGGUUAAUGUUGGAUAGAUUAGCCGAUGAGAGAGGUAAUGGUACUGUUAAAUUGACAACUAGGGCGACUUAUCAAUUGCAUGGUAUUGUUAAACACAAUUUGAAGCCUUCCAUUAGAGCAAUGAAUUCUGUUUUAAUGGAUACUCUUGGUGCUUGUGGUGAUGUCAAUAGAAAUGUUAUGGUUAGUGCAUUACCAUCUAAUGCUUAUAUUCAUGGUGAAGUUAACAAUGUUGCUAAAAGAAUCUCUGAACAUUUAUUACCUCAAACUACUGCUUAUCAUGAAAUUUGGUUGAAAGGUGAUGAUCCUGAAGAUGAUGAAGAUGCAAAUUGGCCAGAAACUUUUGAACAAAGAAAAGAUGGUCCAAAAAAAAUUAAAACUUUAGUUGCUGGUAAUGCACUUGUUGAUACUGAACCAUUUUAUGGUCCAACCUAUUUACCAAGAAAGUAUAAAAUCAAUAUUACCGUUCCUCCAUAUAAUGAUGUUGAUGUUUGGUCUUCAGAUGUUGGUUUAAUCACUAUUAUUGAAGAUAAUGAAGUUGUUGGUUUCAAUGUAUUAGUUGGUGGUGGUAUGGGUUCUACUCAUAAUAACAAAAAGACUUAUCCAAGAACUGGUUCUUCAUUUGGUUUUGUUCCAACUGAUCAAGCGCAUUUGGUUUGUGAAAAGAUUAUGCUUGUUCAAAGAGAUCAUGGUAAUAGAAAAGAUCGUAAAAAUGCCAGAUUAAAAUAUACUGUUGAUACAUUAGGUGUUGAAGUUUAUAAGGAAAAAGUUGAAGAGUUAUGGGGACAGAAAUUUCAACCAGAACGUGCUUAUGAAAUUAAAGAUAAUAUUGAUCAUUUUGGUUGGGUUACUGAUGAAUUAGAUCAACAUCAUUUCACUUGCUUCAUUGAAAAUGGUCGUGUUGAAGAUACUCCUGAAUUACCUCAAAAGACUGGGUUAAAGAAAAUUGCUGAAUAUUUCAAGUCAAAUCCAAAGUCCAAAGGUACUUUUAGAUUAACGGGUAAUCAACAUGUUUUGAUCUCGACUGUUUCAAAUGAGGAAUUGCCAACUGUUAAACAAUUGCUACAUGAUUAUAAGUUGGAUAAUACUGAUUUCAGUGCUUUGAGAUUGUCAAGUGCUGCUUGUGUUGCUUUCCCAACAUGUGGUUUAGCAAUGGCUGAAUCUGAACGUUAUUUACCAGUUUUAAUCAACAAGAUUGAAGAAGCUUUGGAAGAGUAUGGUCUGAGACAUGAUUCUGUUGUUAUGAGAAUGACUGGUUGUCCAAAUGGUUGUGCUAGACCAUGGUUAGCUGAAGUUGCUUUAGUUGGUAAAGCUUAUGGUGUUUAUAAUUUAAUGCUUGGUGGUGGUUAUUUCGGUCAACGUUUAAAUAAGAUUUAUAAACAAAGUAUCAAAGAAGAUGAAGUGUUGUCAAUCUUGAAACCACUAUUCAAGAGAUGGGCUUUAGAAAGACAAGAUGGUGAACAUUUUGGUGAUUUCUUGGUGAGAGUUGGUGUUAUCAAACCAACUUUGGAAGGGAAAUACUUCCAUGAUGAUAUUCCUGAACAGGUUUGA